AUGAAUUCCACCGAUGAUGCGCCAUCCGUUGGUGAACAGCUUUUGUCAAACUCUCAGAUGAUCCUGGUAAUUUCGUUUUACGUUGUGAUCUUUAUAGUGGCGCUAUUUGGAAACGCCAUCGGAUUGUACGUGGUCUUCGUCAAAGCAGUCACUAGAAAAUUAACCAAUCUUUUGAUCAAGAACCUGGCAAUCGCUGACUUGUUAGUGACAUUGACUAUCAUGCCAUACUCAGUACUGCACAUGUUUUUCAAGCCAAACCAAUGGUUUGGAGGUCCUGCUGGCACAGUCACGUGCAAAGCAAUUUUCUACGCCUUACCUGUUUCUAUUGCUGCAUCCAUAAUAACAAUGGUGGUUAUUUCUCUUGAAAGAUUUUGCGCCAUCUAUUGUCCACUGCGUCAAACCUUGCUCCGAAACGGUAAAACGUUAACAGCAGUAAUCUGGCUCAUUUCUUUGAUUUCUAUGAGUCCUUAUCUGCUCCUCUUCAACGUUGUUCACUAUAGGGGGUCCCAUUUUUGUCUGCAAGGUUUGCCAUGGACAGACGACCCUCAAGAGGUAUUGCCAGUCUUGAAGAUAUUCUACAUCAUCUUGUUCGUCCUGUUUUAUGUCCUCCCCCUCCUAGGAAUAUCUUUCCUGAACAUCAUCACUGCUCGACGCUUGUGGUUUCACAAUGCGCGAGGAACCAACUCCAGGACGGCAAGUGAACUACGGAGGCGGAGCGUUGUCAAAAUGUUAAUGAUCAUUGUCUUGGCAUUCACGUUGUGCUGGUUACCCGCACACGUGAUGCAUUACUUUUUCCUUUCAAAACAGGCCAAAAUUCCCAAAUUAACAGGUUACUUGUUGUUUUGGGUGUCACAUUCAAACAGUGCUAUAAACCCUUUAUUGUACAUGGCUUUUAACAAAAGAUUUCGUUGUGCAUGCCUUAACGUAUCUAUUGCACUGCUCAGGUCACCCUUCCAUGCAAUAAGUGCAUGUGCAAAUCACCCCUCUCCACAGAAGUCUAUACCGACAGAAUUUCGAACAAACAAGCAACCCGCAAGAAAACGUGAAGACAGAGCUUUUUGUAUGGAACCUGUCGCUAGUGCCUGUCAAAACCGUCCGCGUGGACUGUACCAAGAAACUAUGGUGUAA
Messenger RNA from Pocillopora verrucosa, 1128 nucleotides. RefSeq names its product tachykinin-like peptides receptor 86C. Gene Ontology annotation, biological process: G protein-coupled receptor signaling pathway. Gene Ontology annotation, molecular function: G protein-coupled receptor activity. The record is from RefSeq and is a predicted model, not a curated record. Lineage: Eukaryota; Metazoa; Cnidaria; Anthozoa; Scleractinia; Pocilloporidae. Gene Ontology annotation, cellular component: membrane.